This is a messenger RNA of Heterobilharzia americana, 1650 nucleotides long. NCBI's taxonomy places the organism in Eukaryota, Metazoa, Platyhelminthes, Trematoda, Strigeidida, Schistosomatidae. The record is from the annotation of a GenBank genome assembly.
AUGAUUGAGGUUAACAUUGGCGGCAAAACCGUCAAUUUCAUGAUAGCUGAUACUGAAUUUCUACCAGCUUCAAUUAUUCGUAGUUCUAUUGAGCAUUGGUUUGGCCCUGUCAUGGAUGAAUAUCAUCGUCAACACAGUGGUAAUACAACAACAAAUGAUUGGACAUGUCAAACACAACAAACAGCCAGUCAUUGUUUUCAACAACAACAACAACAACAACAAACAAUCCAGCUGUCACAAAGAAUUUGGCCAGUACAUGAUUCUUAUCCAACUAUUCACAAUUCAUAUCCUAUGAAUUUUACUGCUCAUCAACUGAUGGCCACAUUACCGUUAACUGACUUCAAUCUGGAAUGUAACCAGGUGUCUCAUGCAAAACAGAGACGGUUCGAUUCAAAAGAGAGAAAUUCAAAUUCUGGGUUAGGUGAAUCAUCAGCUUGUCACUCUGGUGUCAACUGUAGACCAGUUGGUUGUCGUAAUUGGUCCAGUUCAGAACAUCUAAAACUGACAAGUCCAAGAUCUGUCAAACACUUUCAAAGCAAUGUGAACCAGGUUGAUGGAAACUCUGGUGGAAAUUUCUGUAACACUAGGAACGUUACAUAUUUUCCCCACAGUGAUAAUUCAAGCAUGCCAGUGAGCACAGAUACAAGUAAUUCCAACUUCUCAGUGAAAACUUCAUGUUUUGAAAAUGUAGACGACUUCACUUAUGAUCCAGACAAUGAAUCCUCUAGUUGCUCGAGUGUUUCGUGCAACAGCAGUAUCCUGAGAACACGAUCGUUAUCUUCAUCAAGAUCAAAUAAGUUGUUGUAUCGUUCAAGUCGAGUUAAGAUCAUGCACAUACGAAAGAGUGGACGAUUCAAAGGUCAAAUUCUGCAUACCUUUCAGCGACAGGCAGCUAACAUGCGUGAACGCAGACGGAUGCAGUCGAUCAACAAAGCAUUUGAAGGUUUGAGAUCGCAUAUCCCGACGUUGCCGUAUGAGAAACGCUUAUCGAAAGUGGACACACUCCGAUUAGCAAUCGGUUAUAUACAUUUUCUUCAGGAAAUUGUCCAAGCGCACACGAAAGAUGAAAUGAAAUGGAAAGGUGUGAUGGGAAAUUCAGAAGCCGAUUCUAAUGUCAACGAUUGUGGUGAUGAAGAAGAGGAUGCAGAUGCAGAGGGCAGUGGUGGUGGUGGUGGUGGUGAAGAGAACACACCUAGAGACAGAAGAAGUUAUCCAGGUUCUUCUACAGCAACUAAACAUUUGUCCUCAUGUGUUGGGAGUAUGAAACAGAAUCGACUGGCCCCACAUGGCUCCUUCGCAGUCAACAGAUUCAGUACAAAUUACAGUUUGGAAGAUGAAAAGAAAGUUGUUAGAGAAAGGAAAAUCAUUUUGAAUCUUCCUAAAAGAUUGUUUGAAGUGAUGAUCACAAGGAAGUACGAAAAACUUUGUGUUACAAAGGGUUCUGAAGAAUCUAUGUAUGACUCACUUGUGGGGUGUCAACCAGACCAAAUACUUCUUGGACACAGUUUAAGUUGGCAUCGUGAUCGUCCAGCAUGGAGUCGAAAUCCUGCAUCAAAUUCAACGAAUACUUUAGUUGCAAAGUUGUUCAAUUUGCAAACAACAAGUAGUUUUAUUCAGUUGACAACUAUUGAAAAUGACUUUCAAGUCUGA